AUUACCUUACAGUUACAGUUACCGACGUAGCAACAUUAGUGAGAAAGGAAAUGGAAGGAAGGGAAGAAGGACCGCCAAGAAACGAUCUAUGUUCAGUUUGUCAUGGAAAUUUCGAUAUUCCAUGUCAAGCUAACUGUUCUCAUUGGUUUUGCGCUAACUGUAUUCUUCUUGUUUGGCAACACUCUUCUUCUGCUCUUCAACCUUGUAAAUGUCCACUUUGUCGUAGACCUAUUACCCUUUUAGUACCAAAUUCCCAAUCCAAUAACAACCCUUCUCUUCUCUCUCAAAUUCAAACUUAUAACCGUCUUUUUGGUCAUCAAUCUAAUUCACCCUUUUCUCAGAGAUUACUUGAUCUUCCUUUUCUUUUGAAGAGACUUUUUUGGGAUUUCUUUGAUCCUUCUAGAUCUCUUCCUCUUGUUAUUAGAGCUCGUGUUUUUAUUGCUACAGUUCUGAGUGCUAUAUACAUCUUGAGCCCUAUCGACAUCAUUCCAGAAGGUGUAUUGGGAAUAAUUGGUCUCUUGGAUGAUCUUCUAAUUGCACUAAUCUUCUUCCUACAUGUUGCUGCCCUUUAUAGAUCAGUACUUUACCGCCGUCACGGGGGUUUGUGAGCUUCACAACCUUUGCAAUUUUAUAGGUAAAGUAGUGAAAUGAGAUGAGAUGAUGCAUUUAGUUCCAUUUAAAAAUUGACAAUACCUUGUUUUGUACAUAGAAAGGUGCAGUUCGGUCUCGAAUAUUGGAUUUAGCAAAAGGUCAACAUAUAAGCUCUUCCUUUAAAUAUCGAACAUUUCGUUGAGACAAAAGAAAUAUCAAAUUUAUCUUUACCAUAGUUUUAGUUCAUACAUGGUGAUGGCUAUAUAUAUAACACUUUUAUUCA
This is a messenger RNA of Cicer arietinum (chickpea), 874 nucleotides long. RefSeq lists its product as uncharacterized. Gene Ontology annotation, molecular function: ubiquitin protein ligase activity. NCBI's taxonomy places the organism in Eukaryota, Viridiplantae, Streptophyta, Magnoliopsida, Fabales, Fabaceae. The record is from RefSeq and is a predicted model, not a curated record.